Serpula lacrymans var. lacrymans S7.9 is the source of this 822-nucleotide messenger RNA. RefSeq lists its product as uncharacterized. Bases 1 to 822 code for a protein of 273 amino acids. Gene Ontology annotation, molecular function: nucleic acid binding. The record is from RefSeq and is a predicted model, not a curated record. The transcript has 5 exons. Lineage: Eukaryota; Fungi; Basidiomycota; Agaricomycetes; Boletales; Serpulaceae.
AUGUUCAGGUUGGCCUUAGUUGACACUUCUGGGAUGGUUGGAUGUGCAGGACUUGCAGGAGGUGAAAUCAUGGUGUCUGAGGGCAGUAUCUAUGAGUGUUAUGCAAACAAAGCAAUAGAUAUUGUGGAGAAGCACUAUCCAGACAAGGAGCAUAUCUUUGUUUACAACAAUGCCAAAACUCACCUGAAGCGAGCAAAUGGUGCCCUAUCUGCAAGGCACAUGCCCAAGUUUGCAUCAAAGCCAGAUAGUAACUGGGGUGUUGAUGUUAAUGUCCGAGAUGAUAAUGGGAAACCAGUGUACAGCCCAAAUGGGAAGCCCUCAAAAACAAAGGUUCACAUGGAGGGAGCAACAUUUGCUGAUGGCACAAAGCAGUCACUUUAUUUUGAGCCUGGACAUCCACAAGCUGGGUUUUUCAAAGGCAUGGCUAUCAUUCUCAGCAAGCAUGGUUUUGUUGCAGUCAAAUUUCCGUGCUCAAUGUCCAGACUUCAAAUUGAAUCAUUACUGGAGAUGACAUGCAAAGCCCGAGGCUUUACUGUAAUAUUCAUUCCCAAAUUCCACUGUGAACUCAACUUUAUUGAGCAAUGUUGGGGCUUUGCAAAGCACAUUUACCAACAAUACCCUGCUUCAUCAAAGGAAGCUGAUCUAGAAUGUAACAUCCUUGCAGCCUUGGAAUCAGUGCCUCUUGACACCAUGCGACGAUUCAUUGAUGCAUACAAGAAGGGCCUCAAUGGGAAGCAGGCAGGAUGGGCUUUAAAGAAAUAUCAUGAACAUUGUGUCCUUCCAGAAUGCAUUCUUAGGGAGUUAUAUACAGAAGAUAUAUAA